Molecule: messenger RNA, 766 nt
Organism: Raphanus sativus (radish)
Lineage: Eukaryota; Viridiplantae; Streptophyta; Magnoliopsida; Brassicales; Brassicaceae
Product: early nodulin-like protein 3
Exons: 2
Coding region: 66-692 (208 amino acids)
Cellular component (GO): plasma membrane
Molecular function (GO): electron transfer activity
Source: RefSeq, a predicted model, not a curated record
ACCCAGAGCAACACAGCUCAAGAGAGAGACUAAUUACUUGAGGUCGAAUUAUAAGUUUUGGAGAGAUGGGUUUGGUCAAAAGCUUUGAUGCGUACUUGAUGAUUGUGAUAUUAACGGCUUUGGUGUUUGCACUAGGGUCAAAUGGUUACAAGUUCUAUGUAGGUGGGAAAGAUGGUUGGGUUCUUAGUCCUCCCGAGGAUUAUUCUCAUUGGUCUCACCGUAACCGGUUUCAAGUCAACGACACUCUUUAUUUUAAGUACGCCAAGGGAAAAGAUUCAGUGUUGGAGGUGAGUGAAGAAGAGUACAAGACAUGCAACACGACUCACCCCAUAACUUCCUUCUCAGACGGAGACUCUCUUUUUGUGCUUAGCCGCUCAGGUCCGUUCUUUUUCGUCAGUGGCAACUCAGAAAACUGUCUCAAAGGCCAGAAGCUAGCCGUCAAAGUCAUGUCUACAGCCCACCACAGCCACAGUCCUCGUCAGCCAUCUCCCUCACCAUCACCGACUCUGUCUCCUGUCCCUGUGUCAUCUCCAGCGCCUUCUCCGCAAGUGGUUCUUUCUGACUCGGAAGCUUUUGCUCCGGCUCCAGGACCCGCGAAAGCUCACAGUUCAGCCGGUUUGGUUGGUCCUGGGAUGGUUUCUAUAGGAUUAGUUCUUGUUGUUUUCAUAAGUUCCAUGGUCUAUGGUUUAUAAGUGAUUAGUGAGAGUAUUAAUUAAUUACUCUACUUUUUGAAUUGAACUUAAUAUUAAUCUGUCAUUUUAUGUUU